UUUGCGCAUGCGUAUUGCUGCACGUAGAGAGUAAGCAGAGGGAAAGCCAGGUUAGAUAUUUGCUAAGACAGUUUAGCCAGUCUUUGGCGUAUUAAAUACAUAUUAACAUGUUUCGGAGGAAACUGACAGCUCUAGAUUAUCACAAUCCCAACGGAUUUGAUUGCACAGAUGAGACACAGUUCAGGAACUGCAUCGUGUGGCUUGAAGACCAGAAGAUUCGACAUUAUAAAAUAGAAGACAGAGGCAACCUCCGAAACAUCCCGAGCUCAGACUGGCCUAUAGCCUACCAGAAGUACCUGCAGGAUGUCAACUGUCCGUUCAGCGUCCAGGAGAGAAAAGAGGCUGUGGACUGGUUACUGGGACUGGCUGUGCGAUACGAGUACGGAGACAACGUGGAGAAGUACAAGAACUGUCAGCCGCUGUCGGCCUCCAACAACAGCAGCAAGCCAGUGGACCCUCUCAUCAACCUCGACAGUAAUUCACCAGAUUUCAAGGCAGGAGUGAUGGCUCUGGCCAACAUCCUCAAGAUUCAACGACACGAUGACUAUUUAGUGAUGCUCAAGGCCAUAAGAAUUCUGAUCCAGGAGCGACUUUCUCCAGAGGCCAUCUCUAAAGCCAGCCAAGCCAAAGAGGGUCUUCCAGUCGCUUUAGACAAACAUCUUUUGGGUUUCGAUACUGGAGACGCGACUCUGAACGAGGCGGCUCAGAUCUUGCGGCUGCUGCACAUCGAGGAGCUGCGGGAGCUGCAGACCAGGAUCAACGAGGCCAUCGUGGCCGUCCAGGCCGUCGUGGCCGACCCCAAGACAGACCACAGGCUGGGCAAGGUGGGCAGAUGAGAGCGCCACGCCAGAGGAGCUCAGGAGAGGAGAAAGGACUGUGCUGUCUGAGAUUUCAUUUGAUUUGGAGAAGAAAAGCCUUGUUUUUCCUCUUGGUUUGAUGAAGAAAGAAAAAAAAGUCUUGUUUUCCGUUGUUGCAUGUGUGUUCAAAUAGGGAAACACAUCAGAGCAAGCCCCAUUUUGACCACAGGCUAGUCCAGUUCACACAGAGGCCAACCUUACUGUAAGAUCUGCAGAUUAGACCUGGACAUUUUACUGUAGUAUUGUGAAGAUACUGAAAUCAGUUUCAUUUCAUAUAAAAUGUGAAAUCAUUUCUUUUUCUCAACGUU
Molecule: messenger RNA, 1165 nt
Organism: Myripristis murdjan (pinecone soldierfish)
Lineage: Eukaryota; Metazoa; Chordata; Actinopteri; Holocentriformes; Holocentridae
Gene: rtraf
Product: RNA transcription, translation and transport factor
Exons: 8
Coding region: 108-836 (242 amino acids)
Source: RefSeq, a predicted model, not a curated record